Biomphalaria glabrata is the source of this 615-nucleotide messenger RNA. Its product is annotated as solute carrier family 2, facilitated glucose transporter member 5-like. Gene Ontology annotation, biological process: monosaccharide transmembrane transport. Gene Ontology annotation, molecular function: hexose transmembrane transporter activity. Lineage: Eukaryota; Metazoa; Mollusca; Gastropoda; Planorbidae. The transcript is spliced from 5 exons. The record is from RefSeq and is a predicted model, not a curated record. Gene Ontology annotation, cellular component: membrane. Bases 1 to 615 code for a protein of 204 amino acids.
AUGGGGGGAGGCAUGAUCAGGGUGCCUGGUGUGCUUCCAUACUUUCUGGACAUUUUGGUACUCGUGUCAAUACUGAAACCAUUUUUCCAUUUCUAUUUUUUUGGAUUUAUGCCAGGACAUGAUGGAAACUUACAGCCUGCUAGGAAAGGUACUCUACUCUUGAAUAAUGCUGUUGCCUUUACCUGUGCUGCUCUCCAAGGCUGCAGCAAAGUCUCCAACUCUUUUGAGGUGUUGAUUGCUGGACGUGUUGUGGCUGGCAUUUGUUGUGGUUUAAACUCUGCUGUUGCACCAUUGUAUCUUGCCAAAAUAGCACCAAUUUCUCUGCGAGGUUUUUGUGGGACUUGCAGCCAGUUGUCAAUCACAUUUGGAGUUCUCAUCUGGGGAAUUCUGGGAAUGAAACUUGUACUGGGCACUGAAACCCUUUGGCCAAUACUAGAUGCUAGUCCAACUAUUCCUGCAAUAUACAGUCUUGUAACCUUGACCUUUUGCCCAGAGUCUCCAAAAUAUCUGCUGGUGAAUAAAAGAGAUGAUGAUGCGGCUGAAGCAGCUCUGAUUUGGUUAAGAAAAACAAGCGAUGUGUCUGAAGAGAUGGAGGCCAUGAAGAAAGAACGAUAG